Scomber japonicus (chub mackerel) is the source of this 1923-nucleotide messenger RNA. RefSeq names its product inactive phospholipase D5-like. Lineage: Eukaryota; Metazoa; Chordata; Actinopteri; Scombriformes; Scombridae. Bases 1 to 1869 code for a protein of 622 amino acids. Gene Ontology annotation, molecular function: catalytic activity. The record is from RefSeq and is a predicted model, not a curated record. The transcript is spliced from 10 exons.
AUGGAGCUGCGAGGGCUCCGCGGGCCAAUCGGCGGCCAAGACCUGAGGGGGUUAGGGUUCGGCAUCCAAGCCAGUGGGAUUCCAGCCAGUUCCGUAAUUACGGCAGUGCAGCAGCAGGAUUACUCCGCCAGCGUCUGGCUCCGCAGAAGGGAUAAACUGGAACAUUCUCAGCAGAAGUGCAUUGUGAUCUUUGCCUUGGUGUGCUGCUUCGCCGUACUGGUGGCUUUGAUUUUUUCAGCUGUGGACGUUUGGGGCGAAGACGAGGACGGGAUCACAGAGGAGAACUGCAGCAGGAACUGCAGAGUUGUGCUGGUGGAAAACAUCCCAGAAGACAUCUCCUUCUUAGAAAAUGGUACAUCCCACAUGCCCCUCUCAGCGGGGUUGUACAACUUACUGGACCGAGCUAUCCGUGUUGUGGAGAUAGUUUCCCCGCUGUGGCUCCUCAACUCAUCAGAUUAUGAAUCCAGUUUUCAGCCUGCAGCCAGACAGGGCAAGGCUCUGCUGUCCAGGCUGCAGGGGCUCAAAGCAAAAGGAAUCCAGCUGAAGAUCUCCAGCGGGGUGUUCGACUCGACUGAGCUCAAGAUGCUCGCCAGACACAAUGCCGAGGUUCACUAUGUGAAUAUGACAGCGCUGACCAAAGGUCACCUCCUCUCCUCUUUCUGGGUGGUCGACCGGAGACACUUCUACAUCGGCAGUGCCAGCAUGGACUGGAGAUCUCUGGCCACAAGGAAGGAGCUGGGUGUGUUGGUGUACAACUGCAGCUGUUUGGCUUUGGACCUCCACAGGGUGUUCAGUCUCUACUGGGGGCUCCAGUAUAAAGACUUCAUUCCCUCUUUCUGGUCCAAGCGCCUGUUUGCCCUCUUCAACAAGGACGCACCACUGGAUCUCACUUUCAACAGCACCAAGGCUCAAGCCUACGUCUCUGCCUCCCCUGAUGUUUUCAUCCCCAAAGAUCGUAGCAAUGAUCUGGAAGCCAUUUCCAGGGUCAUCAAGGAGGCUAACCAUUUCAUAUAUAUCUCCAUCAUUGAUUACCUGCCCCUCGUCAGCAGCACCGCUGACAGGUACUGGUCUCGUAUCGACGGCCUUAUCCGGGAGGCUCUCAUUCUGAGGAAGGUGCGAGUCCGUCUGCUGAUAAGUUGCUGGGAAAAGACUCAUCCACUUACUUUCAACUUCAUCUGGUCCCUGAGGAGUCUGUGUAUGGAGCAGGCUGACUGCUCACUGGAAGCUAAGUUCUUCAACCCCAGAGUGCAGCGGGAUGGCAGUCUCCAGGGAGUAAACUACAACAGGUUCAUGGUGACGGACAGAGCCAUUUAUUUAGGGAACCUUGACUGGGUGGGGAAUGAGUUUGCCUUUAAUGCAGGAGCAGGCCUGGUGAUCAGUCAGCCAGAGGGCGUCAAGGAGAGGAACUCUACUGUGGUGGAGCAGCUACGGGCUGCAUUUGAAAGGGAUUGGUUUUCACGUUACACUCACUCCUUACAGGCUAAUAAGUUCCCUAACUGCAGCAAGCACCAGAUCAACAGUCUGGUGUCAGUCAAAACUAGCCACCUUGACAAUGGACCAGUGCCUAUCAGAACAGGCCAGCACGAUAAUGGACCUGCACCAAUGAGAAACAAUCUUAAAGACAACGGGCAGCAAUCAGUCAAAACAAGGCACCAUGACGACGGACUGGGAAAAAUUAGUGGCCAAGGCAUGACCAAUGGACUGGUGCCAAUCAUUGACAGUUACCAAGAGAAGGGACACGUCAAAGUGAGCCACAUUGACAACAGACAGCUACAAAUCAAAGGUAAUUACCACGACAAUCCAAUGGAAUCUCCCAGUCAGUCAGCGGAGAGCAGCGGCAGCAGAGAGAUCUCCAACGGUUCCCUGUGACCACAAACCAUGAUGGGUUUCUUUUCACCGAAUGACGUUUGAAGAACUGCUCUC